UCAAACCUUUUUUUUUUUAACCUUUUUAUUUAUUUAUUUAUUUAUUAGAUGCUAUCUUCAAAUAAAUUAUUACCAUGGAAGCCAACACCAAAUCAAAUUAAACAAUUUAGAUUAUCUUUAAAAUCUUCUUUAUCUGAUUUUAAUACCUUUUUAUUAACAAAAGAAACAACUCAUUUUACAAAUCUUUCGUUUGCUUUAACUUAUCCUGGAUUAGUUCAUUUUAUUUAUUUUGAUAAAGGCAUCAUGACCGCUCCUUCUUUGGUUGAUUUGAAUGAAUUGGAUAAAAAUCAUGAAUUAUUACAUCAAAUACAUGGAAAGCAUAACAAUACAAGGCAAUGGAAAUGGGUUUGGCCUAAUGAAUCUACUUUGAAAAAAUUGUGUCAUAAGAUGCUUAAAUUAGGAUUAUCGUACAGAGACAAUGUACUCAAAUCAAGAGUAUUUAAAGAAUCAGAAGAUCAUCAAUACUAUUUUCUUUAUCAAAAAGGAACUCAACAUCAAGAACUCUUAGCCACUUAUUUUACUAUUAUGCCCAUUGAUAAACUAUGGCCUAUGCAUCAGAAAUUAUUUCAUGAUAUCCGUCAAAAAUUUAUUGUUUGGGAAUAAACUUUAUAUUAGGUGGUAGUGAUUCUUGUUCCAACAAAUAGUCUUGAACAUCUUUUACUUUGCUGUGUUCUGUCUUGAAGAAUUCUAUAACAUCUUUUGUAC
Cokeromyces recurvatus is the source of this 705-nucleotide messenger RNA. RefSeq lists its product as uncharacterized. The transcript is spliced from 2 exons. NCBI's taxonomy places the organism in Eukaryota, Fungi, Mucoromycota, Mucoromycetes, Mucorales, Mucoraceae. Bases 49 to 603 code for a protein of 184 amino acids. The record is from RefSeq and is a predicted model, not a curated record.